Molecule: messenger RNA, 2485 nt
Organism: Malurus melanocephalus (red-backed fairy wren)
Lineage: Eukaryota; Metazoa; Chordata; Aves; Passeriformes; Maluridae
Gene: SENP8
Product: SUMO peptidase family member, NEDD8 specific
Exons: 2
Coding region: 245-883 (212 amino acids)
Biological process (GO): proteolysis
Molecular function (GO): cysteine-type peptidase activity; deNEDDylase activity
Source: RefSeq, a predicted model, not a curated record
CUGAUCCCGGUACCUGAGCGCCCAGAGACGCUCGGGGUCAAACUCYGGGUCAGCUCCUCCUCCCGUGGGGCGGGAGACACCCCGAAUCCCUUCCUCUGAGCGAAUUUCCACUCCUGACCAAAUUCCUGUGACCUCCAGGUCUUUCAGGUAAACGAUAUUCCCUUCCCGUUCUUCCYCCUGCUGCCUGGAUUAGACCCUUUCUGUAGGAGGUGAGAGCUCUGGCGGUUCCCCGGAGCGGCGCAGGAUGGAUCCCGUGGUUCUCAGCUACAUGGACAGCCUGCUGAGGCAGUCGGACGUGGCCCUGCUGGAGCCCCCGAACUGGCUCAACGACCACAUCAUCGGCUUCGCCUUCGAGUACUUCGCCAACCAGCAGUUCCAGGAGUUUGGCCACUGCGUUUGUUUCAUCAGCCCCGAGGUGGCUCAGUUCAUCAAGUGUGCCCUUAAUCAGGAAGAAAUAGCCAUAUUCCUCCAGCCACUGGACCUUCUUGGCAAGGAGCUGGUGUUCCUGCCUAUCAACGACAACUCCAGCCAGGCGGCUGGGGGCACCCACUGGAGCUUGCUGGUUUAUUUCAGGGACAAGAAGUGCUUUGCCCAUUACGAUUCCCACAGUAAAUGCAACUCUGUCCACGCCAAGCAAGUGGCGGGAAAGCUGGAGGCYUUUCUGGGAAAAAGAGGGAGCAAAGCCACCUUUGUGGAGGAGAAGGCGCCGGCGCAGCAGAACAGCUACGACUGUGGGAUGUAUGUGAUCUGCAACGCUGAGGCUCUGUGCCACGGGUACUUCCAGGGGCGGACAGAGCCUCUGCUGCAGCUCCUYACCCCUGCCUACAUUACGCAGAAGAGAUCAGAGUGGAAAGCUCUCAUCACAAAACUGGCACARAAGUGAUGGGGAUGUGCCUCCAGCCCCCAAAAAACUGCCUUCCUGGUCCACGAGGCAGCACCCCCAGUGCCUGAGGGAGAUGCCCAUGCGCAGGAUUGUCCCAAAGAAAAAGAAUGUAACCCCUCUAGCAUGGCUACACCCCCCCAAACACCCCACCCCGUCCAGGAAAAGCCUUAUUCUCCUCUGGAAAUCACCGUCCUUUCAACUUGUAAUGACAAAAGUCACUUUGCUUUCAAAAAAACCCUCUCCAUAGUAAAUUUCUACAGUCAUGGCUGUGGCAAAACAGGUUGCUAAAAAGACAUCUCCACCUGUGCCCAGCAGGCAUCACACCCUCAUUAAGUGGCUUUAGUUGGCUCCAGGCACUGUCCUUCCAAACCAGGUUUAGCAAAUGCCCUUUAAACCCAAGCCCCCAAGUGCUUUAUCAUGGACAGCUCCCAUUUGUGCCUCCUGCUAACAGUGUUGGAGCAGUCUAGGAUUUAGCAGCCAGGAUUUUGUACUCCUGAAAACCUUACAUUGAGAUGACACUGCAAAAAGGUGAGACUCCAAAGGAAAUGCUACAAUUAAUUUAAGAACAGGGCAAAAACAAAUUCAGUUUUCAUCAGCCAGGUGCUCCUAGGCCAUACAGUGAUGGGUUUUUUUGGUCCCCCGUCCCUACUUGUUCUUAUUGUAAAUKAAAACCUGACUCUGAACUGCUGGAAGAUUAACAGGAAGCUGAGAAAGCCAAUCCUAGGAAAGGAAACUUAAUUGAGAUGAAAAGCRACACUCACUCUUUGAAGUUUGGGGUUUUUCAUUAGGAUUUUAGGACGUCUCUGUGCAGGGAGGGUUCGUCAGUGCUCCCCAACCCUCGUUAACGUUGCUGCACACGGCGGUCGCUGCUCUAACACAAAACCAGUUCUGUUACUUGAGAGAAAAAAAAAACACACCAGGGAGAACAAAAGGACAGAGUUUGAGGUAUAAAAGCCAAAGAUAACUGCGGGCUCCUUGAAGUCCUUAAUGCACUUCUAACUGAAAGAYUUCCCCUCCUGUGCUGGAUGAUGGCUGGGAUCCCAGAGCAGAUCUUCUCCUUCAAGACAGGCUUAGCAGUGCAGAAAAUAAAAAUUAAACUGAGAUGUCGUUGCAGGAUAAGGAAUAAUCUCUCACCUGGUGAGAAGCAAAGAGCAGGUUGCUCAGGUGGCAGAGCAACCACACCCCGACCUGAUCAGGGAAAUCCGGGUUAAAUACAGCCCUUGGAAGAGGGGGAAGGAUUGUUUUUAACCUGGAGCUCUUCAGCACCGGUGUUUGCAGCAGCACAGCACCGAGGGGAUGGAGGGCUUCAACUUCCCUUGUUCCAGAUAGAAGGCAAGAAACCAGACUGCCCCAAACACCCCCAUGGCAUCUCGGGGGCCUGACAAGGGUUGGGGUCGUUCCCCCACCUCCCUAACACUGCCUGGGCAGGAGAGCAGCCUCCAGCACCAGCCCUUCCUGGAAAACCCGCUCGGCUGGAGCCAGAACGGGAUGGAGCUGCUCGCCCAAGGGGAUGCACUUUGGACUCUGAGGGGCUUUGCCAGAGCAAUGUCACUGCCACUCCCAAAUCCUGAAUAAAUCUCAGACCAAAUCCUGCAUUUGCCA